Messenger RNA from Drosophila melanogaster (fruit fly), 465 nucleotides. RefSeq lists its product as uncharacterized. NCBI's taxonomy places the organism in Eukaryota, Metazoa, Arthropoda, Insecta, Diptera, Drosophilidae. The record is from RefSeq and is marked reviewed. Bases 73 to 387 code for a protein of 104 amino acids. The transcript is spliced from 2 exons.
GCAAGUACAAUUCAUGUUUUGAUACAUUUUUGAUAGCUGAGCAACAAAAUCAUACCAAAUUCCCCUCUGAACAUGGACAGCCCAGUAAAACAGCGCCUAAAACCCAAGAAGCUGGACAAACAUCCAGGAACUCAGAAGGUCGAGUUCAAAAAGGAUAUCAUCGAUGAGGUAGCGGAUCAGUCGGUUGAAUACGAUUACAUGAAGUAUCCCAGCAAUAAAGAGAAGGCAAAACUCCUGAAAGGCGUUAAACCAUCGAAAAGUGUCACAUUCAAGACGGUGGUGGAGCUGGUGACCUAUUCGGAAAACUGGAAGAUGAAGAUGAGCGAGAGCAGGCUGCGCUCGGAGGAUGAGCAGCUGAAGAGCUCCCAAAAAUAUCGCAACUACUGACAACUUUCCUUAAAAUUAUUGUUCGUUGUAAGCUAAUAAAUUGUUAUGUGUUGAUAAAAAAAUAUUUCGAGAAAAACU